UAACGGGUGGCAACGUAUAUGGAUGAUUUAGUCUAUUCAGCGUUACCUUUGGGCGACCCAACUCGUUAGUUAGGAGCCCUCCAACGUAGUACAGAAGAGUACGAACUCCUCAUCAACAAUGACGCAUCAGCUACUGCAGCUUCAUUCUCACUCUGCCAACAAACUACAUAUUCUUUUUAAAGUUUUGCUGCUCGAAGCUGCUCUGAGCAAAUUGGAAAAAGAGCUUCGCAUCAUCACGAACAAGGUAUAUGAAGAUGUCAAGGUUGUCCUGAUGUCAUCUUUUUCAACAAGUGUCUACAACGACAUCUGCAAGGCUUUAAAUGAGAAAUAUCAUUUAAUAGACAGAGUCUCGGUUCUACUGAAAGACUUAACAUUUGAGUCAAGAAUUUGUCUGCAACCUUUACGCAAAAAUGGGGUAACAACAAACCUAUGCCAACCAUUGGGAGUGAGAGGGAUCCUGUAUAAUAAUGAACUCGGGUUUGGACCUAUGUUGCAGAACUCCAUUAUGGCCACUUCCAUAAUCGAAAUGGUCCAGAUGCUGAGAGCUAGACAGGGUUUUCAAUGGCUGACAAGAUUCUCCACCCCUCUGCUCGGAGCAGUCAAGGUGGAUACAAUGCCUAUUGAAAAAUGCUCUAUUGACACUGUCUACAAAUCAUUUUGGCAGGACGCUGAAGGACAAGAACUAAAAACACAGCUUGAGGAUAAAUGCCAACUGGAGGCUACGAUUAUCGGUAUUCCUACUGCCCUCAUUAAGAGCCCAAAGGUCAACACCGAGCCAACUGCAAAGUUUUUUGGGGGACUUCAAGAUGUCCAUACUCAACGCAAAAAACAAACUACCACCCAACUGCUGCACUUCCUAAAAGCACAAGCCAAAAGUGUGGAGUCACUCGAGGCCUUUGUCACCACACAGCCAUCUGUGGCAACACAAAGUGAAGGUUCUUCUAUCAGACAUGUGUCACAUGAAGAGAAUGAUGCAAAAGCCCCAAAGACACUGCUGACAGAUAUGGUAAACAACAAGCCUGUUUUCAGGCUCAAAAGGGUCAAUUCAAAUGGCUUGCUUACAUAUGUUUGUGUGAUUGCAACCAACACUGAAUUGUGGGAUUUUGGAGAUGUUGAAACAAUUGUCACAGCAGGCGAGGCCCAGAGAAAAUCCAUGAACUGGUGCUCAUACAAUAAAGCCUGCCCAAGUGAAAUAUUUGAGGGAGACGAGGCGUGCACAAUUACAAACCUAACACUCCCAUAUGAACAUUCUGAAAAUGAUUCUCCAAAAAAGCCCCAAACUGAGUCGGCAAACAUUCCAGAGUUCCAGGUGCGAAAGUUUGAGGAACCUGAGGUUGUUGUGUCUCAUGUUGUAAGUCCGAGCAACUUCUACAUCCAGCACGCUGACUCCAUCACCAAGCUGCAGGCACUUUUUAAUGGCUGGGAAUCCAGUAGUUCUUAUGCUGAGCAGAACUGCAUUCCAGACAUUGGAGCCCAUGUCAUCGCCCGGUUCCCUAAGGAAGAACAAUGGUGGAGGGCUCAGGUAACAAAGAUCUGUGGUGUAAACAAAGCCACUGAUGGAGCCGAGGAUGAGGCUUCCAUUAAGGUGGAGGUGAGAAGGCUGGAUCAUGGCGACACCGUCUGUGUUUCGCUGUGUAACCUUAAGGAGCUGAGCCCUGAAAUGUGCAAAUUACCUCUCCAGUCAAUGCAAGUCUCCAUUGCAAAUGUGAUUCCUAAAAAUGGGACAGACUGGACUGAGGAAGCGGUUGCUUGGUUCAAAGAUAUGGUCCACAACCGGACGUUCUAUGCCAGAAUUUACACAGACGGGCCCGGCGUGUCAGUAGAGCUUUUCUUGGAAAAGGGGAAGCUUGGAGCUAUUAGGAGGGGGCCGCCGUUGUCUUUGCGACUUGCUCAGAACGGACAUGCAAAACACAGCAAACUGAAGAUUAUGAGUUUGCCAAAAGACGAACGUGCGCGAAUCCAAUGGAGAAAACAGGAUUCAGACUGGGAGAAGUACCUCAUCUUACACUACACUGAUCGGAAAAAAUGUUCUGCUGUUGUCAGAGAAGGCCAUCGCCCCUGCUUUUAUAGACCAGCGCACAACUUUGCAUUUCCUGACGUUGUCCUGGAACCUCACAGACAUAGCCAUCGGUUAGGAUGGUCACCUUUGCUGCUUACACCACGUGUACAGCCGGCUAAGUCUGCUCUGGAGUCGAAGAUGAACUGGGGGUCCUUUUACGUCCUGGUCAGCGGCGUAAACAGGCACUCAACGGGCAUUGGUCGCAUUUGGCUCUCCGUCAUCUUCAUCUUCCGUAUCCUGGUCCUGGUGGUUGCGGCAGAGACCGUCUGGGGAGAUGAGAAAUCCGGCUUCAUCUGCAACACCCAACAGCCCGGCUGCAACAGCGUCUGCUACGAUCAGUUCUUUCCCAUCUCGCACAUUCGCCUGUGGGCGCUCCAGAUCAUCCUGGUCUCCACCCCGGCACUCCUUGUGGCCAUGCAUGUGGCCCAUCGCCGCCACAUUGAAAAGAAGAUCCUAAAGCGGGCGGGCCGUAACAGUCCCAAGGAGCUGGAGCUCAUCAAGAACCAGAAGUUUCUCGUCACUGGAGCUCUUUGGUGGACUUACAUGACCAGCAUUUUCUUUCGAAUUCUCUUUGAGGUUGCUUUUCUCUACAUUUUCUACAUGAUCUACCCUGGCUUCAGGAUGGUGCGCUUGGUGAAGUGCGAUUCGUACCCGUGCCCCAACACAGUGGACUGUUUUGUUUCCAGGCCUACAGAGAAGACCAUCUUCACUAUCUUCAUGCUGGCCGUGUCUGGAGUGUGCGUACUGCUCAACCUGGCCGAAGUGCUUUACCUCAUAGGCAGGGCCUGCAAACGAUUCUUCCGCCGCUCUGAGGAAGAGUCCAAAGUGGACUGGAUGAGUCAAAAAUUGUCGUCCUAUAAACUGAGGACAAUCAAUUGAUGGCUAAUAAUUUUUUUUACAGAGACAAAUGAAGGGCGAGCAGUGUUUUACGUUCUCACGCACAGCCCUUAAUUCGCAUUUUAAACGACUAAAUAACCACAACGCAUGUUGCUCAUUAUCCAUUCGACAGUAUUAUUUAUCGGCAGUGUUAAAUAGUGAACGUAUUUAUUUUUCAGAAUGUUUUUUCUUUUUCAGUUUUUACUAAGUAGUAUUUAUGUCUUAUCUUGUAGAAAGGUCAAGGUUCAUGGACCCUAUCAGCCCUAGUCCAUGUUUGAAUUAAAACCAUCUCAUUCAUAAUUUGAA
Messenger RNA from Hippocampus zosterae (dwarf seahorse), 3241 nucleotides. RefSeq lists its product as uncharacterized. The transcript is spliced from 11 exons. Gene Ontology annotation, cellular component: connexin complex. Lineage: Eukaryota; Metazoa; Chordata; Actinopteri; Syngnathiformes; Syngnathidae. The coding region runs from base 119 to 2938 and encodes 939 amino acids. The record is from RefSeq and is a predicted model, not a curated record. Gene Ontology annotation, biological process: cell communication.